AUGGAUGGCGACUUCGACUGUCUCGAGUUGGUGAAGGCGAUCUACGGUCUCAAGCAAGCUUCACGUGUGUGGAACGAGACUUUCGACGAGUUCGUAUGCUUUAUCGGUUUCGAAGCGUCGGCGUUCGACCCAUGUCUCUACAUCAAGGUUGUCGACGGUCACUGUGUGCUCGUGCUGGUCUACGUGGAUGACGUGUUGGUCACCGGCAGCUCGCUCGAGUUGAUUGCGCAGACGAAGGCCGACCUCAAGACGCGUUUCGAGAUGACCGACAGUGGCAAGUGUACUUUUGUACUGGGCAUCGAACUGGUGGACGAAUCGGAUGGCAGCGUGACGAUGUGCCAGCGACGGUAUGUCAACGACAUCCUCAAGCGCUUCGGCAUGGAUGAGUGCAAGGCCACAGCAAGUCCGGUCGAUUUGAGCACUCGGCUUGUCGCAAGCAGCGAAGUGGCCAAGAUCGACGUUCCGUUUCGUGAAGCUGUGGGAGCUUUGAUGCACUUGACGACUGCGACGCGCCCAUACAUUGCGUAUGCCGUGGGGUAUGUCUCGCGCUUCAUGGAGAAUCCGCAGAAAGAACAUUGGACGGCGCCAAGCGACAAGAUCGACUUUCGUGGCUACUCGGACGCGGACUGGGCCGGCGACCACGCUGAUCGCAAGUCGACUUCGGGUUACACUUUCAUGCUGAUGGGUGCCCCUAUGAGUUGGGGAAGCAAGAAGCAGUCAAGUGUGUCGCUGUCAACAAGUGAAGCGGAAUACAUCGCCUUGAGUCUGGCCAUCCAGGAAGGCAAGUGGGUGCAUCGUCUGCUAUGCGAGAUUUUGGCGGCCGCAAACGAAUUAGGACCGGACCUCGUCAUCCGUGAGGACAACCAGUCGUGCAUCAAGAUGACGAAGAAUCAGGUGAAUCAUGGCCGCGCCAAGCACAUCUACAUCAAGUACCAUCACAUUCGCGAUGAGGUCAAGCGCGGUGAAGUGCAGCUCGAGUAUUGCGAGGCUUCCGUGAUGAUGGCGGACAUCAUGACCAAGGGACUUUCGGGACCUCGCCACAAGGACUUGACGACGGCUCUCGGCAUUCGUGCAAGUUCAGAUUGA
Peronospora matthiolae is the source of this 1086-nucleotide messenger RNA. The record is from the annotation of a GenBank genome assembly. NCBI's taxonomy places the organism in Eukaryota, Oomycota, Peronosporomycetes, Peronosporales, Peronosporaceae.